AUGAGCUACAUUUUCGUGAUAACUGUCAAGAACUUUAAAAAACGUUUUAUUUUACCCUCUUCGUUGGUGCGAUUGAAAUUAAUAGGUGUUAUUCUGUAUUUUAUUAUUAAACAAAUGUCAGCCAGAAAAUCAACAUCAUCAAAAGCGAGUGUUACUGCUAAUGGUAAUGAAGAUAUUUCAGAACCAAAGCCAAUACGUGGACCUCGAACAAAAGCAGUCUCGCAUUCAAAACUAGCUGGUCUUCAGUUUCCUGUUGGUCGUAUUCACCGUCUAUUACGCAAGGGAAACACAAACCGUAUUGGUCGAGGUAGUGCUGUUUAUAUGGCUGCUGUUCUUGAAUAUUUGACGGCCGAAAUUUUAGAGUUAGCUGGCAAUGCAGCACGUGAUAAUAAAAAACAACGAAUAACUCCUCGUCACUUACAAUUAGCAAUUCGUAAUGAUGAAGAAUUGGCAAAAAUGUUAUCAAAAGUAACAUUACCUCAAAGUGGCGUUCUUCCACAUAUUCAUCCGCUGUUAUUAAAAAUGAAAACACAGGAUACAUUUCGUAGUGAUGAUGGCGAUGCUGAUGAUUCAUCAAGAAAAUCAAAAAGUUCAUCAGAAAAACAACAAUCAAAAUCAAAAAUUUCAUCAAAAAAACAACAAUCAAAAGCAAACAUUUCAUCGAAAAAACAAUCAAAAUCAAAAACUUCAUCGAAAAAACAACAAUCAAAAUCAGAAUCCGCUCAAAAAGCAACUACACCAAGAAGAACAUCAAAAAGAGCAAGCACAGAUUUAAAAAUGAAUGGUGACGCUGAUGAUGAAACGCAGAUUGAAAAAGAAGAAAGUAUUGCUGAUGUUUCAACAACAAAAAGUCAGUCACAAUCACAACGUGCUUAA
This is a messenger RNA of Didymodactylos carnosus, 876 nucleotides long. The record is from the annotation of a GenBank genome assembly. Lineage: Eukaryota; Metazoa; Rotifera; Eurotatoria; Philodinida; Philodinidae.